Perca fluviatilis (European perch) is the source of this 1598-nucleotide messenger RNA. Its product is annotated as vicilin-like seed storage protein At2g18540. The transcript has 6 exons. Lineage: Eukaryota; Metazoa; Chordata; Actinopteri; Perciformes; Percidae. The record is from RefSeq and is a predicted model, not a curated record. Bases 273 to 1598 code for a protein of 441 amino acids.
AGUUUUCGGUCUCCGCUCGACACACAACUGUUGACCAUCCAUGGUUCAUAUGGUUCAUACACAACAGUUAUGGCUGAGACUUUAAAGAAGCACUAAGUGUCUCGUGAACACCGUUAAAACCUCCAACAUGACGUCCGAAGGGACCGUUUACCGCUGAGCUCCGUUUCCCGGCGAGGAGGUGAUCUUAAUUCCAGGUGUGAGGGGGUCUCUGACGGCGUCCCGGUCUCUGACGGCGUCCCGGUCUCUGCAACGCUCGUCUGCAGGUUGUUCAGAUGAUCCAGGAGAGCGAUGGGGGGAGGAGGAGGAAGGAGGUGGGCUGUCAGUGGGAGAGUCCAGAGGAGGAGAGGAGGGAGGUGGGCUCUCAGAGCGACUCAGCAGAAAGGAGAGACGCUGCCGUCCAGGUGGACCUGCUGACUCAGCAGCUCAGCUGGACACACACAGUGCGAGCAGAUGACCCAGCAGGGGGCUCUCUGCUGCAUCGCUGCACCCACCACAGCCGGCCCGUCUAUCUGCUCUGCUGCUGCCCCCCCGCCGCUCACACACUACCCACAAUGCAUCAGCUCGGAGCGCCUGCACCUCCGGACCCUCAGCCUUGCAAAGAGUGUCCCUUGUUACCCAGCAUGCCUCUGUGCGGCGUGUCCCCCACCGCAGGACGGAGGAGUGAAGCUCCGACAGACGCCUCGGCGCCUCCUGCUGGACUCAUCGCUCCGCUGAGUGAGGAAGAGGAGGAGAAAGAAGAAGAGGAGGAGGAGGAGAAAGAAGAAGAGGAGGUGAAAGAAGAGGAGGUGAAGGAGGUGAAGGAGGAGAAAGAAGAGGAGGUGAAGGAGGAGGAGGAGGAGGAGGAGGAGAAGGGCUUAUGCAAAAAGAACGAGAAGAGGAAGCGGCCCACAUUAACGGCAGAGAAGAAGUCCAACGGUAAAAAACGGACCAAUCGCAUCACAGGAGAAGAUCAGCCCAGCGUGCAAAGAGCCAACGAUGACAGGAAGUCCAACUGGUGUCUGGACGUCAUCCAAUCAGAAGAGAGGAGCUCCGUCAGAAGCAAAACACAAAUCCAACGCACCCAAACUCAGAGGGGCGGGAACACGGAGUCCACUGACGGAGGAGAGGAUGGAGUGAUGGAGGAAGAGGAGGUCAAACCGUUGAAGAGGAAAGCAAGGCGGCCGCGGAGGAAGGCGGUGGGUCCACCAAUCAGAUACCUCCUGGAGUCAGAGGAACCGUCAGCGGCCAAUCACAGCAAAGCGAAGGGAGCGAAGGGGAAAAGGAGGGAAGAGGGGGAGGAGCUAAUGGAGGACACACAGCUCUGUCAGCUCCACCUGUCUGUCCACAGCCUGCGGCUCAGCUGUCCUCUCUGCACCAAGAAGUUCAGCCGUGCCGUCGCCCUGCGCCACCAUCACCAUCACCAUCGCCACGGCAACAGGGCGAGGCCCGUCUCCAGCGGUACCCGAGCCACAGACAACCAGGAAGAGGAGGCGAACGCCACGGGAGACAGAAAGAGGAGAGACAGGUGGAGGAGACGCAGAAAGCCCCGAUGGUGGGCCGACUACCGGACUACACAGAGGAGGGGGGCUCCGUUUUGCACGCAGCAGCUCCAUCUAUGA